This is a messenger RNA of Sungouiella intermedia, 1707 nucleotides long. Lineage: Eukaryota; Fungi; Ascomycota; Pichiomycetes; Serinales; Metschnikowiaceae. The record is from the annotation of a GenBank genome assembly.
AUGAAUAAAGUCAUCAGGUUAGUACCCAGGACAAUACCGUCAUGGAGAACCACGCCGUUUUUAUCGCGUGCAGUUGGCCAAUUCAGGCAUUCAAGUAGUUCGUCGUCUAGUUCGAAUGGCGUAGAUGUCUCCAAUGGCUCGACACAUCAGAUUGACCACAUCCACGAGAGUUUACGAAAGUACAUGCGUUGGUACCCCCAAGACGAGGUCACAUAUGCCACCAUUCAGACGUACUUGGAGUUGUACCGCAAUAUUCACCAUACCCAGGACUUGUUGGUGGGAAUAGUGUAUGAGAACCCGCAGAUCAAGAAGUCAUCUAAGUUGUUGGAGGCUCUCUUGGCUGACCCGUUAUCUUCAGGCAGUGAAUCGUGGUUUCAAACGUUGGAAUCACGGCCGCGUGACAUCAACAACAUGGUCUCAUUCUCCUCGGAUGAACUGGUGGAGUUACUACUACCUGAAGCAUUCCAAAGAACCACUAAUAAGAUCACCGCUGAGUCUCCCGUGCUCAGCGCCGCAUACCGCUCACAAUUUCCCCAGGUAUUUGACCCACUGGAUUCGAAACCAAACAAUUUGAUUCUCCUUGAGGUCAACAGAGACUCAGAUGUGUCGAAACUAGUAGAUGUUUGUCAUUUUUUCAUCUAUGUAUCCAACGAGUUCUCCACCUUGAUGGAUGCAAUGCCUCGACAUGUUCAGAAGAAAAUUCUUGUGACUGUCGUGGACAAUCCUGAGUAUUCGCCUCUGUCUUCGGAGGUGUCGCCAGUGACAUUCGAUAUGCACUAUAACGUUACUCACCAUGCUGUAAAGAUUAACUCGCACAAGAUGGUCCUGGGAGUCCGUGAGUACUUUGCGGAGGGCUCUAAGGCUGGCUCAGAUUACUUUGACAAUUUGCAGCAAAGUAAUAUUCUCGAGUUGUACAAGUUUUUGCUGUGGUUCUUGCGGACAGAAAACUUGAGAGAUUGGCUGUUCCAUGUCAUAAGAGAGGAGAUCUCUCAUAACACAAUCCUGGAGCAAUAUAUUCGCAACGUCUACGAUGAUCUCCGCCUUCACACCUUGAUUGACUGCAGCAGCAGUAUGCAUGCGGAGCUCCAGAAGGACUUCAUCCCGAAUACAGACAAGUUCUUCCUGCAAAAGCUCCGGUGGUGGAUGCUAUACUGGAAAAACGACAAUGUGGAGUAUGCUCUCAAGGAUUACUUCAUGGCUAAUUUUAUGCCUAAGAGUAUCUCUGCUUACAACUACGUCAAGGGACAGGUGGUUGCUCGGUUGGAAGACCAGAAGUUCGCCAAGUAUCCUGACACAUUUUCUAUAUCCAACCCAUUGGAUGCAUUCAAACAAAAUCUAAUUAAUGAACGAAUUCUGCUGGAAGUGCAGCUGGUUGUUUAUGCAACUAUCAUGAGUGCGUUCAUUUACUACCAACUUCCGUUUACUAUUCUCUCUUUACUUGGAUAUGGAUGGUUUGGUAUCCAGGCUAAAACAGCGAUUGCAGUGACUAGUUUGGGAUGGGUUCUUGGCUUCAACCAGGUGUCGAAGCAGUGGCACGAGUUCUCCCACAAGUGGCUUGCAAAGUUGUAUGAUGAGGUGAGAUUGGUGAUUUCCAAGGGGUGCAUUGACAAUGGACUACUUAAGGAGCUCAAUGCUCGGUAUGAGGGAGCAAAAGAUUUGGCACGCAUUAGAAGGGAAGUGGCUGAGUCAUUAGACAAGGUCAAAUAA